This is a messenger RNA of Necator americanus (New World hookworm), 879 nucleotides long. RefSeq lists its product as uncharacterized. Bases 1 to 879 code for a protein of 292 amino acids. The transcript is spliced from 4 exons. NCBI's taxonomy places the organism in Eukaryota, Metazoa, Nematoda, Chromadorea, Rhabditida, Ancylostomatidae. The record is from RefSeq and is a predicted model, not a curated record.
AUGGGUAUAGUACCGGCACUGGUUCGGCAAACGGGUAUACCGGCACACCCCGGUCAACCGAUCACCUUUAUAAGAAGAUUCCAUAAUCAACAAUCAUAUAAGAUACUUCGUGUUCGGGUCACACUAUUCAGCGAUCUCAAGGCGAUAUUACGAGAACAAAAACCGGAAGAGACCAGUGGUUCAGUGAGCGGUGAGCCGGCUCAAACUAUCGCUAAGCUCUACAAGGAAGAAAUUCAAAUGGUUGAAGAUCUUCUCACGUGUUUACAUAAGAUCCACCCGGAUGAAACACCGCUUAGCCAUCGCCUCACUUUUGGGAUUGUCAUGCUUAUCGUCACAUUCACAUCGUUAGCCAUGAACAUUGUGAUUACGAUUAUAAUAUUUCGGACAAAUGCUGUGGAAAAAUUAGUUCGACCGUAUAUAUUCGGUAUGGUAGCUGCUAGUGUUAUUUUUCUGUUGACAAAUUGCUGGGCGCUGUUACCGACGAUACUGUUCAAUCUUCACAUCAAUGAUCCAUAUAAUGCCAUUUUGGCAACGCCAAACUCGAUCGGUUAUCUAAUGAUAAUGUUUACCACGACAACAAUGGCUUUUGAUCGAUUUUUAAUUUUCUUCGCACCUAAGGUGAUUCAAUUCCUUCUGAUAUGCGCUGCUCAAUUCGCAAGCAGCGUAGCGUUCUACGUUCUACCACCGAUAGCUGGAGGUCAUGAUAUUGCCUUCUAUAUGACGGCAAUCUUCUCAACGUUGAACACAAUGACAAAUCCAUGUGUUAUAUUUGUUUUUCAACCAAGAGUACGAAAAGCUGUUCAUUUAUUCACUACGGGAAAAUUAGGAGACGUCAGCACUGUGGUCAGUAAAGUGCCGACUGCCGUAUCCAAGUUCUGA